Molecule: messenger RNA, 1028 nt
Organism: Venturia canescens
Lineage: Eukaryota; Metazoa; Arthropoda; Insecta; Hymenoptera; Ichneumonidae
Gene: 140up
Product: RPII140-upstream gene protein
Exons: 4
Coding region: 132-905 (257 amino acids)
Cellular component (GO): mitochondrion
Source: RefSeq, a predicted model, not a curated record
GACAGCGUUUUCGUCUUACCCACGGGUCUUACCCUCCCUACGUCUGAUUUCUUUGCUCUUGAUAUGAGGCAGUUUUCGGCUUUACAUUUUACCAGUUGAAACAAAAAUCAUUGAGUUAUUGAUAUUAAACUAUGCCAUCGGACAAUAUUUUAUUGAAAAUCUGGAACCCAAAAAAUCCUCACGAUGAGGUUGCCAUUUCUUUUAUUGAUAAAAACAAACUACAAAAUGAAACUAGUAAAGAUAGGUUAAAACAAAUGUUCAUUCUGGAUGAAAAUGGCUGUGCAAGCAAGGAGAUAGCAACCGUCAUUCAAUUGUCUUUAGCAAGUGCCAUGGGUGGUUAUUUAAUCGGUGGAGUUGCAAGAUCCAGAGUCUCAUAUAUAAAUUUUAUGGAAAACAAUCAAGCCACACAGUUUAUAAAUCAUCUCGAUGCCAAGCGGAAGCUCUCUCGUGAGAUGUAUUUGGCUUUUACAAAAGGUGGUUUUUCAUUGGGCUGGCGAGUUGGUUUGUUCACGUUCAUAUUUUCAUCCAUUUUGACAAGUGUAGCGACUUAUCGUGGCAAAGACGCGAUACUAGAAUACUUCAUAGCUGGUGGGGUGACAGGUGGUUUGUUCAAAACAAAUAUGGGUCUUAAGGGGAUGGUAACAGGGUCCGUCUUCGGAGCAGCUUUGGGUACAAUAGCUGGAGGGCUGUCCGCUCUGACCUUGAAGUUAGGUGGUGUUUCAAUGGAAGAUAUAAGGAACUUUUCGAAACUUAUGCACGACGCCAGAGAAAAUGCUAAACUCGAAGCGCAAAAGAAAUAUAUGGCCAAAGAAUUUGAUAUGGCGCAGAAAACUGCAAAGGAAAACAGCAGAGCCGAGCAAGAAUUUUUAGACAUGAAAGUCCAGGAAGAGUCAGCAAAAUCUUAGGCUGCUUUCGAAAGCCUGAUUUAUCAUUCUUGGUCUUUGUCAUGAUGCGAAGUUAUGACAAUGGAUUCAUAGAAUAAUAAUUUAUGGAUCAAAGACUAAGGGAAUAAAAUUUUUCAAAUGAAA